Peromyscus californicus insignis is the source of this 1941-nucleotide messenger RNA. RefSeq names its product C-type lectin domain family 4 member A-like. Bases 880 to 1587 code for a protein of 235 amino acids. The record is from RefSeq and is a predicted model, not a curated record. The transcript has 6 exons. NCBI's taxonomy places the organism in Eukaryota, Metazoa, Chordata, Mammalia, Rodentia, Cricetidae.
UGGAGGAUGUCUGCGGGAGGAACUCAAAUGAUCCCAUUUUUAGUAACUAGUUUAAGUUCCCCUCUGGUAUAUUGUGAUCCAUUAAUUCUCCCAACUGUUCCCAACAGUGCUGUGAAUCCGGGAAGCUCCUGCUGAGCAGUGCAGGGAUCAAAGGAAGAGAGGCAUGAGGAGAGAGACAGCCUCCUCUCACAGCUGCUAACCAGAGCUGUGUCAGGAUGUGGUCAGAGGCCCAGUGAGUGGAGAGUGCCCAUGAGUGAGUUAUGAAGACAGUGGGAAGCAGAGAGCUCAGAGGAGCAGCUUCAGAAGGACCAGGAUGUGAACUUUGCCUUCCCCUGCAGGAGGCAGCUGAGUGGGAAGGGGGGGCACACAAUAGUGAGGGGCCAAUGGUCCUCUAGAAUGUGGUGUCAGAACUUGGCUGUUCAGUCAAAAUGGAUGUUGUCGUGCCUUAAGUGUUUGCUAAUGUUGUCCGGUUUGUCUGAAACCACGUUUACCUACAGAAGCACAUGAAUUUAUGUUUGUUGCAGAAUGUCUUAGGACAGAGUUUUCUCACAGUGUGGUUCCUCUUCUCCCCUCCUUCCUAUUUCUUUCCUUCCCCCUUUGAGUUCCCACUUUAUAGUAUUUGCAUAUCUUGCUGAGUAGGUCCAAAUGCUACAAUUCUUACUUUGGUGUUUGAAGAUGUUGCAUCUCUGUAUGUGACCUGAGUGAUUCCUUGUUGUGGUUUCUCAUUCUCAUGUGGUAUAUCACAUCUGGAAAUACCUCUUCUCAUAUAUAAUUGUGUGAUAUGACAAUUUAUCGCCGUGUUUGGUUUUCACAUACCACAAGUUUUAGGGAGGAGACAGGGUGCGUUUUCUGAGUAAGGCAGGUCUCACUCUUCUUGAUAUGGCUUCAGAAAUCACCUAUGCAGAAGUGAAGUUCAAGAAUGAAUCCAACUCCUCAGGCAUCUAUUCAGAUUCUGCUACAGCUCCCAAAGAGAAGCCCACCCUUCCUCUAAGUAAGCCUGGUCGUCCCUCGCUGCUCUUCACAUCACUGAUGGCAGUUUCCCUGCUGUUGGCCAUCGCUUUCUUGGCUGCUUUUAUCUUUUUUUAUCAAAAGUACUCUCAACUUCUUGAAGAAAAAAAAGCUAAAAACGAUCUAACUUACACAGAAUUGAGCUGCACAAAAGACGAUUCACCCAUAGAAGACAAAGUCUGGAGCUGUUGCCCAAAGGAUUGGAAGCCAUUUAGUUCCCACUGCUACGUCACUGUGACUGGCCCAGCAUCUUGGAGAGAAAGUGAGGAGAAGUGCUCCAGCAUGGGUGCUCAUCUGAUGGUGGUCCACAGCCAGGAAGAGCAGGAUUUUAUCUCCAAGAUCCUGGAUCCUAAUGCUGAUUAUUAUAUUGGCCUUUCUGAUCCAGGUCACCGACAGUGGCGAUGGGUUGAUCAGACACCAUACAAUGAAAGUGCCACGUUCUGGCAUCCAGGUGAGCCCAACUAUGAUGAUGAACAAUGUGUCACAAUAAAAUAUCGGGGUAGGAGUUGGGGCUGGAAUGACGUCCUUUGCAGUGGUAAACAGAAGUCAGUUUGUCAGAUGAAGAAAAUAUACUUAUGAAUCAAGCAUUCUCCAUGGACAUGGGAUUGCAUUUUUAUCUAGCAUUACACAGACACCUGGAAAGAUCUUCUUGUCGAAGAGAUGUCCAUAGAAUUUAGAUAGGAGGCAAUGGCUAUACAUAUGAGAACACUGGCCUACAUAUACUUAUUUACUCAUCCACUUACUCCUUCAUAAAAUGAUCUUUUAUUUAGAAUUUCCCAUGUACCAGAGACUACACAGUGACCCUUUUGUGCACACAUGGAUUUUCAUUUACCCCUCAAGGUUUCAUUUACUCACACAAUUGUGUGAUAUGUUCUUUCCAUCUAUCUGUUUUCUCUCUCACUCUCUCUUAGUUUGGCUUCAUUAACAUGUACU